This is a messenger RNA of Ramularia collo-cygni, 3561 nucleotides long. RefSeq lists its product as uncharacterized. Gene Ontology annotation, cellular component: cytoplasm. The transcript is spliced from 2 exons. Gene Ontology annotation, molecular function: catalytic activity; phosphopantetheine binding. Bases 1 to 3561 code for a protein of 1186 amino acids. Gene Ontology annotation, biological process: secondary metabolite biosynthetic process; amino acid activation for nonribosomal peptide biosynthetic process. The record is from RefSeq and is a predicted model, not a curated record. NCBI's taxonomy places the organism in Eukaryota, Fungi, Ascomycota, Dothideomycetes, Mycosphaerellales, Mycosphaerellaceae.
AUGACGCCAGUGGAAGAAUCUGGCAACGCCGGGAACUUCAGCACAUACGCGCUGGAAGUCACAUGCGAGAUGGCACCCAACGAGAUACGCAUCAGCUUUGACUUUGACUCUCACGUCCUCGACAAGCGAUCCGCCAAGCGAAUGUUGGCACAAUUCAUUCACAACAUCCACCAGAUCUAUACUGUAGCCAACACCACUACCAUCGCAGAGCUCGAUCCCAUUGCCCCUUCAUCGUGGGCUGAGCUUCAGCAAUGGAACACCCCUCUUCCCCCGCCUGUCAGACGCUGCUACCACGAGGGAAUUGCAGAUCAGAUCCUCCGUUCGCCUGAUGCAGCAGCGGUCUGCGCGUGGGACGGCAAUUUGACGUAUAGGUGUCUGGACAAGCUUUCGWCUCAACUAGCCGCUGAACUACAAGUUCGAGGUGUUGGUCCGGAGGUACUCGUUCCUAUAGUGAUGGAAAAGACCAAGUGGGUGGCGAUUGCACUCUUGGGUGUUAUGAAAGCCGGUGGAGUGAUCGUACUCCUCGACCCCGACAUCCCAUUGCAGCGACUCCAGUCUAUCUGCGUGAGCGCCGGCUCUCGGAUAAUCUUAUCAACCAAGACGAGUGCACAUAUUGCUCGACAGCUUACGGGGAAAGAGGCAGUUGUGGUCGUGGAAGAAGACUUGUUCACACAACCGAGCUCCCGCACUCUACAAGCGGUCGGUGUCAGUCCUGAUAAUAUGCUAUACGUCAUCUACACCUCUGGCUCCACCGGCCAGCCGAAGGGCAUCAUCACCAGCCACUCGGCACUCUACACAAGCGCACUUGCACAGCUCGCGCCUCUCCACUAUGUCGCGGAAGCACGGCAGCUUCAGUUCGCCUCGCACAUGUUCGAUGUCGCCAUAUCAGACUAUCUGUGGACUUUCUUAGCUGGCGGCUGCGUCUGUGUAGCUCCUCAGCAAAUGCUUCGCGAUGACCUUGUCGGCAUGAUAAACGAGUUGAAGAUCAACCGCCUCGAUCUGACAUCUUCAAUUGCCCGUACGAUCCGCUACGAGGACAUUCCGACUGUACAGACUAUGGUACUUGGAGGGGAGGCCAUAUCGCAAAGCGACAUUUCGCAGUGGGCGAGUGUGGCGGGCCGGGUGCGGCUUGUGAAUGGUUAUGGCCCUAGCGAGGCCUCGUGCGGUUGUGUUGAAAUUGAGUUGCAUGUUGACUCUGAUCCUGCGACGAUCGGACACACAUAUGGCGCGGUAUCGUGGAUAGUAGACGCAGAAAAUCAUGAUUCGCUUGUCCCUAUUGGAGUGGUGGGUGAGCUUGUCUUGGAAGGCCAUACAUUGGCUCGCGGAUACCUUGGUGAGCCAGAGAAAACAGCAGCAGCUUUCAUCGAAACUGCUCCCGCAUGGCUCAAAAAGCUACGCCCACACUCAAGGCUUUACAAGACGGGCGACCUCGUGAGCUACAACCCCGAUGGCACGCUCCGCUUUGUUGGGAGAAAGGACACGCAGGUCAAGAUCAGAGGCCAGCGGGUCGAGCUUGGAGAACUGGAGCACUACAUUCGGGACUUUGGCUCGAGCUCUAUACUGGACGUCGUCGCCGAGGUCGUCCGAUAUGAACAGACAGAGCCACGCUUGGCCGUCUUCGUGCAUCAUUCACAGGACGUCAGUACGGCCGAUGAUAGCCUGUUCCUUCAGCCCGACUCAAGGACAACUGCAGAGGCGCUCCAGGUGACAUCACGUCUCCAAGAGCGCCUGCCGAAAUACAUGAUUCCCGAUCUUUGGAUCCCUGUCUCUCGGACUCCAAUAACGGUCAACGGUAAAAUUAAUCGUCGACUGCUGCGUGAUACUCUAGCGGGGUUGAAGAAGAGCGAGUUCCAGGCAUACCAGUACGGGACUAGAGCUGGAGCUGAAGGUCGGCGAUUACCAGAGACAGCCUUGGAGCACAGACUUGCCCAGGUGGUAAUGGAAGUCCUCAAGUUCGACUCGGCUGACGAGUUUGGUAUGGACGACAACUUCUUCACCAUCGGUGGCGACUCGAUUGUUGCAAUGCGGCUAAUGGAUCGAGCUCGCGUGCGAGGCUUCACGUUCCGCGUGACAGAUAUCUUCCGUACUCCGGCGCUAUCAGCGCUUGCUCGUUUCCAUUCCGACGCUGUCAAUGGACCAGGUGUGCAAACGGUCAGCGACGUCCGUGAUCAUGCGCAAACCUUUGAGCUGGUGGACCCUGCGGAGGUGAAUGUGGCCAUUCAGUCUUGGGAAAGCCGUGGCUACAACUCACAGAGUGUGGAACUCGUCCUUCCUGUCACCCAGGCCGCUGAAAGGUAUCUCUACGAGCGGCCGCGAUAUUUCAUAAUCAACUUUCAGGGCACGCUGGACACAAAUCGACUCCAAAUUGCCUGCACGGCACUCGUACGGCGCCAUUACGUUCUUCGGUCGGUCUUCACACAUCAGCACCAACAACACUUCCAACUUGUUCUCAACGAGCUCGAUACCAGCUUCGAAUACUGCACAACUUCUCCUCCCGUGGCAGAGUUUGUAGAUGAGUAUCGUCGCAAUGACGAUAUCAUUAUUCCGCCACUAAACACUCCCGUCACUCGAUUCAUAAUGAUACAGCGAAGCGAAAUCGAUCAGGCGCUCGUUCUGCGGCUCAGCCAUGCACAGUAUGAUGGUUUUAGUCUUGGGAUCUUGUGGCGCGAUCUCAAGAAUCUCUACGAGGGUGUCGGCCUUCCAGACGCCACGCCAUACUCGCUUCACCUGCGUCAAUGGGCUCUUAGCCGUACCGACGAGGCCUUUGAUUUCUGGCGGAAGACGUUACAAGACGCUGUUCCAUCCCGAAUCGACAACAACCUCCUCCAGCACCUCCUCGAAGAUGCAAGCCACGGUAGGCAUGUCAACGCUCCAGCAUGUCGGGUGGUUGAUGAUGACGAUCAUGAUUCAUUGGUCUCAAUCGACCAGGUCUUUUGGCUCCCACGUGACGCUUCCAAGCGUGGCAUCACAACGGCCACGAUCAUCAAAGCCGCAUGGGCAAUACUGCUAGCCAAACUCACAGGAGUGGAGUGUGCAGUCUUCGGCCAAGGUUCAACUGGAAGGACACAUGGCUCGCAUGAAGUGGUUGGCAUGUGUCUGAAUUACAUUCCCGUGCGAAGUGACUGUCCGCCGGAACGCCUCAUCUCCGAGCUACUCCAAAGUCUACAGACCCAGCAUCACGAAAGUCUGACGCACGAACUGCUUGAUUCCCGCGAUAUCGUACAACGGUCGACAUCGUGGCCGGCGCAAACAAGUUAUCAGAGUGCGCUGGUUCAUCAGAACCUCGAUCCGGAUCUCCCGUUUGCGUGGGGAGAUGCACAGGCUCAGGUGACGGCCUCGUUUAAGUGGGCACGACCAACGGAGGAGAUCCAUAUCGAAACUGAGCUCGUUAGUACAGGGGAGCUGCAGGUGAGAAUGGACACCACCACGGACAUUUUGACGUUGGAAACCUCUCGCGCGGUGCUGUCGCAAUUCUGCCGCUUGAUUGGUGCCGUAGCGAAUGUUGCGCGCGACGAUGGUAGGGGAACGGUGGCGGAUAUCGUGGCUGGUUUGGAGUCGUAG